Messenger RNA from Prorocentrum cordatum, 2727 nucleotides. The record is from the annotation of a GenBank genome assembly. NCBI's taxonomy places the organism in Eukaryota, Dinophyceae, Prorocentrales, Prorocentraceae.
AUGGCACUCUUCCAGGCCGCCGCUGCCUUUCAAGAUACUUUCCAGGCCGCUCUCCAAGUCGUGGAAGAUCUCCAGACAGAGAUUCUGGUGUUCAUAAUCGCGCUCGUCGCGCACACACUCGUGUUCGGCAAGCACCGCGUGCGCAAGCCGAAGCGCACCCUGAACCUCAAGCAUGGCAAGGCCCUUCAGGAGCGCCCUGGCCCGGAGGGCGCACCGAGGGCGGGCCUCAAGGCCUCGCUGGCCGAGCUGAGCGCCGCGAUCGACGCCUCCGACCUCGACGGCGCCCUGCGCACCCUGAAGAGCGUCGCCGCGCCCUGGAAGGCCUGCCUGGGGCCCGCGACGCCCUCGGGAGCCCCGCGGCACGUGCUGCGGCAGCUGUUGCGCCUCGCGGCCGAGCAGUCUAGGGCGCCCAUGCUGGUGGACGAGCUGGCCGGUUGCGGCCUGCUGAUCCCCUGGACGGCCGAGGUGCUCCUCGAGGAGGCCGACAGGCUGUGCUGCCGCCAGGCAGGCGACGCCGUGCGCGAGCGCGUGCGGGCCAGCGGCGUGCAGCUGAGCCCCGCGGCCCUCGCCGCGCUGGUGCGCGGCGCGCGCACGGGCGCGGAGGCGGGCGAGGCGCUGGCGGGCGCGGUGCGGCAGCGCGCGGCCUCCGAGGACGUCGUCGCCGCGGCGGCCCAGGCCGCGGCGGCGCACGGCGAUGCCGCGCUCGCUGGCGACGCCUUCGCCCAGCUGCCGGCGCGCCCGAGCGCGGAGCUGGGGGCGGCCGCCGUGCUCCUGAUCGCCAGGGGGCUCGUGGAGGGCCAGGGCGUGCUGCGCUUCUUCGAGGAGCGGCUUGCGGGCGUCGACGUCCUGUGCGAGCCCGAGGCGGCCAGGUGCAUCGCCGAGGCGGCGAUCCGUGCCAGGCGCGGGGAUCUGCUGAGGGAGCUGAUGGCCGCGUCCACGGGCCCGCACCAGGUGAGCUUUCUCAGGCGCCUCGGCUCCGCGGGGCAGCUCCGGGCGGCCGAGGCGCUGUUCCGGGCCUGCCCGCAGAAGACCGCGUGCCUCCACAACGCCCUCCUCGACCUGUACGUGGAGGCCCGCGAGACGGCCGCCGCGGAGCGCUUGGUGGCGCAGGCCACCCAGGCGGGGCUGGCGGACGCCGUCACUUUCAGCAAGAUGAUCAAGGUCCACCUUGGCAAGGGCGACGUACGGCGCGCGCGCACCCUUCUCGAGGACAUGCGCACCGUCGGGCUCACCCCCACCUGCGCCACCUUCAACGAGAUCAUCGAGGCGGCCAUCAAGAGCGACCCUCAGGCCGUCUGGCCCCUGGUCGACGAGAUGCAGGCAUGCGGGCUGAGCCCGAACCAGGCGACGUGCUCCAUCCUGCUGAAGAACGUACAGCGCGGCUCCUCCGCGCUGGACGUGUCGCGCGCGCUCGCCGCUCUGGAUUCGGUGGGCGAGGGGAUGGACGAGGUGCUGUUGAGCGCCGUGUGCGAGGCGUGCAUCCGCUCAGGCCAGCAGGACCUGCUGCGGCAGCAGCUGCAGCGCCGGCGUGGGGAGGGCGCGGUCGUGGUGCGGGGAGCCCACACGUUCGGCAGCAUCAUCCGGGCCUACGGCUUCGUGGGGGACCUGGAGGGUGUCUGGGCCACCUGGAACGACAUGCGCAGGCGCCACGUCUUGCCGACGAGCAUCACCCUGGGGUGCAUGGUCGAGGCGUUGGUCGGAAACGACGGCCCCGAGGCCGGCUACAGGAUGGUAGAAGAGAUGCAGCGGAGCGCCUCGACGAGACCGCUCGUGAACGCAGUGAUCUACUGCUCUGUCAUCAAGGGUUUCGCCCACCGCAAGCAGUUCGACCGAGUUUGGGAGAUGUACAGUGAGAUGCAGACGGACAUGAAGGCCCUGCAGUUCUCUUCGGCCACGUACAACCUGCUGAUCGACGCCUGCGCGCGCAGCUGCAACAUGGCCCGCGUGCCCGCCCUGCUGCAGGAGAUGUCGCAGCAGCGAAUUGAGCCGAACCUCAUCACCUUCAGCACCAUUGUGAAGGGGUACUGCCAGGAGAACGACCUCGACAAGGCGUUCGACCUGCUCGGCGAGAUGAAAGACGGGAGGCAGCUCAAGCCAGACGAGAUCACAUACAACACUUUGUUGGAUGGUUGCGCUCGCCACGGCCUCUAUGAGCGCGGCAUCGCUUUGUUCAAGGACAUGCAAGACUCCGGCGUGUCGCCAAGCAAUUUCACCCUUUCGGUCCUUGUGAAGCUUGCCAACCGUAGCCACCAGCUGGACAAGGCGUUCGAAUUGUGCGCCGACGUCUCCAAGAGGUACCGUUUCAGGCUGAACGUGCACGUGUACAACAACCUUAUCAACGCCUGCGUCCAGAACCGUGACGUCGAGCGCGCCCUGGGCGUCUUCGAGAAGCUCCUGGAGGAGCGGGUCCGCCCCGACGCCCGCACCUACACGCUGCUGCUGCGCGCCCUCGUGGCCGAGGACGACGCCGGCGGCGCUGCGGGCAUGCUCCGCGCCGCCUACGGCCUGGCAGGACCGCACCCGGCGGCGAGGAGGGCCGAGCGGCACCUGCUGCAGGUGCGGGGGGGCCUGCCCCCGGACGUCGUCGGCCAGGCGCUCGAGGCCAUCGCCCGCCUCGAGGCCGAGAGGGCGCCGGUGGCGCAGCUCGUCGGGGAGCUGCGGCGCCUGCCGGGGGUGCGGCUGGACCCGCGCCUGGUGCUGCGGCUCACGUCGCAGGGGGCGCGGUGA